Messenger RNA from Trichoderma citrinoviride, 1041 nucleotides. RefSeq lists its product as hypothetical. The record is from RefSeq and is a predicted model, not a curated record. The transcript has a single exon. Lineage: Eukaryota; Fungi; Ascomycota; Sordariomycetes; Hypocreales; Hypocreaceae. The coding region runs from base 1 to 1041 and encodes 346 amino acids.
AUGUCAUCAAUAGGCCCCCAGCUACCACCCCAUCUCACAAAGCGCCGCCGAGACAGCGACACCGACGAGUCAUCAAACAAACAUGCACGCCGCGACCAGAACCAGGACGAGAUAGAUCUCAAUGCCUCUGCGUCUGACUCUGAAGACGAAUACGCACCGAAAAGACCAUCUUCGCCACCUACCACUUCUUCUACUGCUCCCACUGCGCCAAAAGCAGCAGUAGGGCCAAGUCUCCCACCACACCUCGCCAACACAAACACCACGAACACAGACGAAAUCACCCUCGACAACUCCGACUCCGACUCAGACACCGGCCCAGCGCCCCCUCCAAACCAUCCCCAUCCCCAUCCUCCUCCUCAAACCACCGCGAACCCCGACCCCGAAUCCUCAGACUCCGACGACUCCGACGCCUUCGGUCCCUCCCUCCCCACCGCCGCCCACCGCCGUCAAAUCGGUCCCUCCCUGCCCCCUUCUCUCCAAGACGACGACGACGCGCCCAAGCGCGACGAAUGGAUGCUCGCCCCGCCGCCCUCGUCAAACACCUUUUCCGAGCGCGACACCACCCGCAUCCGCGCCCGCAAGUUCGCCUCCUCCAAGCCUCAUUCUACCACUACCUCCUCCUCGGCAAACGCAGGGGGACCAUCGAUAUGGACGGAAACACCCGAGGAGAAACUCCGCCGCUUGCAAGAUUCCGUGCUGGGGAGGGCGCCAGCGGCUGGUACCUCGUCAUCAGAUGCCCAAACAGUUGGCAUGUCAGAGCAGCAGGCUAAGAAGCUGCAAAGGGAUGAAGCCCUGUCGGCUAGUAUCCAGGCGCAACGAGGCAAGACGCUCCUCGAGCAGCAUCAGGGUGGCAAGAAAUCGGCAACUGCGUCGUCUAGGGGCGGCAAGGAAGAGGAGGAAGAGGACGAUCCGAGCAAGAGGGCGUUUGAUCGGGAAAAGGACAUGGCGGUGGGAGGAAGGAUCACGGCGACGCAGAGGAGGGAGCUGAUUAACAAGUCUGCCAACUUUGGGGGGAGGUUCCAGAAGGGGUCGUUCUUAUAG